Molecule: messenger RNA, 1372 nt
Organism: Fusarium verticillioides 7600
Lineage: Eukaryota; Fungi; Ascomycota; Sordariomycetes; Hypocreales; Nectriaceae
Exons: 1
Coding region: 1-1326 (441 amino acids)
Source: RefSeq, a predicted model, not a curated record
AUGGCCUCUAUAAUCCUCUCAGACAAUGCACACAAGACGCUGGAGCCUUUACACCUCCAAGAUCGUAUCAUCGGUACCAUUUUCGGCUCAGCGCUUGGAGACGCAAUUGGCUUAUACACCGAAUUUCUGUCCGCCGACAUCUCAGCAAAAGCAUAUCCCGACCGCAAGUUUACGUUGCUCCCUGCUGAAAAUGCAACGCCUUUUCGACGCGAUCAUCAUAGAAACUUCCAUCGUACUGGAGAAUGGACUGACGAUACCGACCAUGCUGUUUUGAUACUGCUCUCAUUCCUUCAUAGCGAUGGCCAGAAGCUUGACCCGCAAGACUUUGCAUCAAGGCUGUCAGUAUGGGUGCGCAUGGGGCUGAGAGCGCUGGACACCCUGCCUCUUGGUCUUGGACGUACCGUCGGUGGGAUCGUGCGCAGCAAAUCUUACUUGGACGAUCCUGAGGGCACAGCGCGCAAGUUCUGGGUGACGGGGAAGUACAAUGCUGCACCCAAUGGAAGUCUGAUGAGAACACACCCCCUGGGCCUCAUGUGUCUUACCAAGUCCGUUGAGGAGACCUUUCAGAUCGCAGCAGACUUCUCUGUCGUCACACACGUUGAUCCCAGAUGUGUAGUCUCUUGCGCCAUUGGCACGGCUCUUGUUCGUGGCCUUAUCCUCGGCGAGAUCUACGAAGAACGGCAAGUCGACGAAUUGAUCGAGACUGGCCUCACGUGGUAUAAUGAGCUUCGCGAAAAGGAAUUGCAGGAUCUAGAAAAGAAAGGCGAGCCUCGUCUGGACCUUGACGAGUUCAAAAAACAUGCAACAGCUCAAUCUCUCACGGACCUCAAGUUGGAUGAGAGUUACAAGAUCGGAUACGUUUACAAGACAUUCGGAUCAGGUAUCCUGCUUCUUCGACUAGCACUGCGCCAACUCAAGUCUUCCGGACAACUAUGCUCCCAGCUUGCCAUCUUUGAGAAGCUCAUCACCGAUCUGACGAUGGAAGGCGGCGACGCAGACACAAACGCCUGCUUUGCUGGUGCUCUUUUAGGAGCAUUGCUCGGAUACAAGUCCUUGCCUCCACAUUGGCGCGAUGGCCUCCGUCAUGGCACUUGGCUUAUGGAGAAGUCUGAAGGAUUCUGUGACGUGCUGGGUGUGACAAAGGGCUCAUACUCUGGGUCGCGGGACAAGGAUACUGCGGAAGAUGGCGGACGUGGGUUCUUGACGGAUGCACAGAUGGAAGAGAAGUGUAUGAGGAUGCAGGCAUGGAUGGCACAGGAGGAAACUGAAUGGAAGAAAAAGCAGGAGGCCGACAAGAAGAAACCUAAUUGGUUUGCUUGGAAAUAGUUGUGGAACGAUGCCGUGCAGCCUUUUAACGACAUAUGUUUGACCG